AUGGUGGGAUUAGAAUCUCUGACAUUGGAGAUUCCCUUCGUUUGCAAGUCUUGGUACAAAGCCUCCCUCAAUCCUCAAUGUUGGAAAAUACUUCGUUUCCCUCCUUCACUCUGCGAGGACGAGGACUCAUGGUGGUACGAUGAUGGUUUUAUCGGAAGAUUCAUGGACGAGUACCGAAUCCAGAAUUUUUCUGUCACAGGCUUUGUUAAACUUGUUGUUAGAAGAAGUCAUAACUCUGCUGUCGCAGUUAUUCUUCCUACUGAUUGCACUUCAGAGGUUUUGGAGCUUAUAUCAAACCAGUGUCCUUCAUUGAAAUACUUAGGGUUCCCUUACGAUCUCUUAUCAGUUCAUCAUGGGAAACUUAUCCAAGAACUCAUAAAAAUUUCUAAUUUUGUUGGCGAUAAAGAAGCAUCAGCUAUUGCAAAUAUACUUCCAAACAUCAAGUAUUUGAGGCUGAAGGAGACUUCACUACCUCGUGAGAGUCUGAAGAUAAUAUUGCAAGGAUGCAGAGAGCUGGUGCUACUUGAUGCAAGGAAUUGUAUUGGUUUUGAAGCUGAAGAUGAUGAGAUAUUAAAGAUGGCUUCUCACAUCAAGACCUUUAUGUUUCAGGGUUCAACCUUAGGAGAUCGAUGA
Telopea speciosissima is the source of this 633-nucleotide messenger RNA. RefSeq names its product putative F-box/LRR-repeat protein 22. The coding region runs from base 1 to 633 and encodes 210 amino acids. Lineage: Eukaryota; Viridiplantae; Streptophyta; Magnoliopsida; Proteales; Proteaceae. The record is from RefSeq and is a predicted model, not a curated record. The transcript is spliced from 3 exons.